Messenger RNA from Physeter macrocephalus (sperm whale), 1519 nucleotides. It is a transcript of the gene ABO, whose product is annotated as ABO, alpha 1-3-N-acetylgalactosaminyltransferase and alpha 1-3-galactosyltransferase. The coding region runs from base 172 to 1368 and encodes 398 amino acids. NCBI's taxonomy places the organism in Eukaryota, Metazoa, Chordata, Mammalia, Artiodactyla, Physeteridae. The record is from RefSeq and is a predicted model, not a curated record. Gene Ontology annotation, molecular function: glycoprotein-fucosylgalactoside alpha-N-acetylgalactosaminyltransferase activity. Gene Ontology annotation, cellular component: vesicle; membrane; Golgi apparatus. Gene Ontology annotation, biological process: carbohydrate metabolic process. The transcript is spliced from 9 exons.
AUCCCUCCCUGCCACGCUUACCUACCCACCUCCAUCCUCAGGCAACAACUGUUCUGUUUUCUAGCACUAUAGAUUAAUUUGCAUUUUCUAGAAUUAUAUAGAAAUGGAAUCCUCCAUUAAAUACUUGCUUUUAUGUGGAUUAUUUCCAUCCAGCUUAAUUUGUUUUAAACUAUGACUAUAAGCUUAAUUGAUGUAAUUCUCUCUCAGACACACACGACGGGACAGAACAGACCCUCAGAAUUCUGGGGAAAGAGCGCCAAGUUCUGGCUGUGCCCGACCCUGCUCUUUGCUGUAUUUCUGGGCUUCUACAGCAAUGUCUUCGGCCUGAUCUUCACUUGGCAGAGAGAAGAGUCUCAGAGCAGCCCUGAGGUCCACCACCUGCAGGGCCGACAGGAGCGUCUGCCACUUAGCCAGGAUACACACAGAGUGGUUCUGCAGCAGAUGCAGCUGGAGAAAAAGGAGUCCAGUGAAGGUGACUGUCACCUGGACACCUGCAGGAUACCUGAAGUACCCAGGUUGCUUUACCCCAAGGCCCAGCUCCUCAAGCCCACGAGAGUGGACGUGCUGGUCAUGACUCCCUGGUUUGCACCCAUCGUCUGGGAUGGGACCUUUGACUCUGCCAUCUUGGAUGUGCAGUUCAGAAACAUCACCGUCGGGCUGACCGUGUUUGCCAUCAAAAAAUACGUGGUCUUCCUGAAGCUCUUCCUGGAGACGGCCGAGAAGUACUUCAUGGUGGGACACAAGGUCAACUACUACGUCUUCACUGACCAGCCGGCGGAUGUGCCCCAGAUCCCCCUCCAGGAAGGGAGGCAGGUGGUGGUCCUCAAGGUCCGAAACUACAAACGCUGGCAGGACAUAUCCAUGCACCGGAUGGAGAUGAUCAGCAAAUUCUCCCAGCAGCGCUUCCUCCACGAGGUCCAUUACCUGGUGUGCUUGGACGUGGACAUGAAGUUCAGCGACCACGUGGGCGUGGAGAUCCUGGCACCGCUCUUUGGGACCCUCCAUCCUGGUUUCUACGCAGCUGAUCGCCAGUCCUUCACCUAUGAACGCCGGCCCUUGUCUCAGGCCUACAUUCCGAGAGAUGAGGGUGAUUUUUACUAUAUGGGAGCCUUUUUUGGGGGGUCGGUCCCUGAGGUUUACCGGCUCACCACGGCCUGUCACCAGGCGAUGAUGGCCGACCAGGCCAACGGCAUCGAGGCCGUGUGGCACGAUGAGAGCCACCUGAACAAGUACCUGCUGUAUCACAAGCCCAGCAAGGUGCUGUCCCCCGAGUACCUGUGGGACACGCAGAUGCUGCAGAGACCACCUUUACUCAGGAAACUUCGAUACGUGGCUGUGCCCAAGAACCACGCAGAAAUUCGGAACUGAUGAGAACAUACUUCCCAAGAGAGCCCACGUUAUCAGGCUGUAGCACAUGUCAGUGGUUCUGUGCGGGAGUCCAGCUCCUGCAGGUCCAGGAGUACCUGAGGGAUGGACAGCGUCUGUGAGGAGAAGUUAAAUAAAUCAGUAACACUCUGUA